This is a messenger RNA of Penicilliopsis zonata CBS 506.65, 2281 nucleotides long. RefSeq lists its product as hypothetical. The transcript is spliced from 2 exons. The coding region runs from base 296 to 1834 and encodes 512 amino acids. NCBI's taxonomy places the organism in Eukaryota, Fungi, Ascomycota, Eurotiomycetes, Eurotiales, Aspergillaceae. Gene Ontology annotation, molecular function: transmembrane transporter activity. Gene Ontology annotation, biological process: transmembrane transport. The record is from RefSeq and is a predicted model, not a curated record.
ACUCAAUCCUUGGGCAAGGAAAGUAGACGAUUAGCAAUCUUACUCAUACUCAUUCUAAUCAUGAUUAUUACUCACAGUAUCUUGAUGAGUAGACAGAAUGCGACGGUGGGGCGAUAUGGGUCGGUCGGAUCGCCACAGCGGCAGUUCUGAGUUUACCCGACGUUUGUUUUUAAGGAUGAAGAAUGCCUGAGACGGAGUCAUGAUACCUUGAAAAAUUGCUUUUUUGUUUUUUUGUUUUUUUCGCUUUUUUCUCUCUCGCUUUUUGCUCGCUCUUCCCUUUUUCUUUUUUCUCACCAUGAGCGAAGCCAUCGCUGAGAAGACGUCGCCGUCGCCGUCGUCACCCAUGGAUCGCCCUCCCACCUCCGCUUCAAACAGGAGCUCCGCCACGAGCAGCGGCAGCAGCAGCUCGCUCGAAUUCCACCAUGCGCCGUUGCAGGGAUUACAAUCGCGUACUACACAGCCCGAUCUGGACCUCGAGCGUCUACGGACCACCACCUCGCUGGCGCUGAGCCGGCGCGAGACCCAGCGCCUGCAGCAUUCCUUGACCGUCGGCCGCAGCAUCGCCUCGCGGCGCUCCAAGGGGGAGCUGCCCCCGUUCGGAGGAGGGAAGCCGUAUCCUCCCCAGCUACCAGAUAUCGAGGACUAUGUCGUUGAUUUCGAUGGGCCGGAUGAUCCAUUAUAUCCUCAGAACUGGCGGCUAGGGACCAAAGUGUAUAUCAGCGCCAUGCUUGCCUUUACCAGUAUCUGUUCGACCUUCGAUUCUGCCAUUUUCAGUGAGGCCACGGAGAGCGUCGCUGCCACGUUCCACGUCGGUCUCGAGGUCUCGAUCCUGUCCAGCUCGCUAUACAUUGCCGGGUACGCGACGGGCCCGUUGCUGUGGGCGCCUCUGUCGGAGCUCAAUGGCCGGCGCCUGCCCAUCCUCAUAGCCAUGCUGGGAUUUGGCAUCUUCAACACGGGCGUUGCGGCCGCAAAGGACCUGCAGACGGUCAUGAUCUGUCGGUUUUUUUCCGGGAUCUUUGGCAGUUCGCCGCUAGCCGUGGUGGCGGCCAUCUUCUCCGACAUCUACGACAACCGCACGCGCGGCGUUGCCAUCGCGCUCUUCUCCAGCACCGUCUUCCUCGGCCCGCUGCUGGCCUCCUUCAUCGGCGGGUUCAUCGAUACCUCCUACCUGGGCUGGCGCUGGACGGCCUAUCUCCCCGCCAUCAUGGGCUACGCCGCUUUCGUGAUGAACCUCUUCUUCCUCAAGGAGUCCUACCCGCCUGUCGUCCUCGUCCAGAAGGCCUCCGAGCUACGCCGUCGCACCCGCAACUGGGGCAUCCACGCCAAGCAGGAGGAGAUCGAGGUCGACCUGCAUGACCUGCUGGUCAACAACUUCUCCCGCCCGCUGCGCCUGCUCGUUAGCGAGCCGCUCAUCCUUGCCGUCACCAUCUACCUCAGCUUCAUCUACGGACUACUCUACUGCUUCCUCACCGCCUACACCCUCGUCUUCGAGGGCAAAUACGGCAUGUCCCCCGGUGUCGCCGGCCUCACUCUUUUCGGCAUGGUCGCCGGUCUUUUCAUCGCCGCCUCCUUCAUGAUCUUCUUCCUCAACGGCUCGUACAUCCGCAAGCUAGAAGCCAACGGCGGCGUGCCCGUCCCCGAAUGGCGUCUCCCGCCCGUCAUCCUCGGCGGCGCUCUCUUCGCCGCUGGUCUCUUCUGGUUCGGUUGGACUGGCUACACAGGCACCAUCCACUGGAUUGUGCCUACUCUUAGUGGCCUGUUUACCGGGUUUGGCCUUUUGAUCAUCUUCAUCCAGCUCUUCAACUAUCUGAUCGACACCUAUCUCAUGUUGUAAGUUUUUCUUUUUCUUUUACCCCUCAUCUGUCUGUAAUGUUACUCUGAGGCUAAAUUAUUUAGUGCUGCCUCUGCCAUUGCAGCCAACACAUUCUGCCGCUCAAUGGUAGCGGCAAGCUUCCCCCUCUUCUCGCGCCAGAUGUUCGACAACAUGGGCAUCCAGUGGGCGUCCACCCUGCUCGGCUGCGUGGCAGCCGCCCUGGUCCCCAUCCCUGUCGCGUUCUACUUUUACGGCAAACGGUUACGCAUGAAGAGCAAGUUUGCGCCCUUUACUGAAAAGGUGCAGGAGAUGGGCGCAGAGGAGCAGAUGGAGGAACGCGGGGAGGGCAUCCAGGCUGAAGAAGAUGAGGCCAGGUAAACAGUGAACAGUGACAAUAUCUGGUGAUGUGUCUUGCAUGGAGUGGAGUUUGUAUAUAAAUAUACCCUGCAUGGUUUUGUAAUAUAACUG